GUUCAGGUACCUGAUUAUCCUGGUUUAAAUGUGUAUAAUAACAGUGUUUGUGGUGCUCUCAGGUACGCGGUGAUCCUGGCGUUCGACGUGAAGGUGGAGAGAGAGAGUCAGGAAAUGGCCGACAGUCUGGGCGUUCGAAUCUUUUCUGCAGAAAUUAUUUAUCACCUGUUUGACGCCUUCACCAAAUACAGAGAAGACUACAAGAAGGCCAAGCAGGAGGAGUUCAAGAACAUCGCGGUGUUCCCAGCGAAGGUAAAGGUGCUCCCUCAGUUCAUCUUUAACUCCAGAGAUCCCAUCGUGAUGGGCGUCACCAUCGAGGCCGGGGUCCUGAGGCAGGGGACGCCGCUCUGCGUGCCCGCCAAGGGGUUUGUGGACAUCGGCAUCGUGACGAGCAUCGAGAUGAACCACAAAUCAGUGGAGAGCGCUAAGAAGGGUCAGGAGGUUUGCAUCAAGAUCGAGCCGAUCCCCGGGGAAGCGCCCAAGAUGUUCGGGAGACAUUUUGAAGCCACAGACAUGCUGGUGACCAAGGUGAGGAACAUAGAGAACUACAGGAGACACAGAGAACUACAGGAACAUAGAGAACUACAGGAGACACAGAGAACUACAGGAACAUAGAGAACUACAGGAGACACUCAGAACUACAGGAGACACAGAGAACUAAAGGAAACCAUAGAGAACUACAGGAACAUAGAGAACUACAGGAACAUAGAGAACUACAGGAGACACAGAGAACUACAGGAGACACAGAGAACUACAGGAGACACAGAGAACUAAAGGAAACCAUAGAGAACUACAGGAACACAGAGAACUACAGGAACAUAGAGAACUACAGGAGACACAGAGAACUACAGGAGACACAGAGAACUACAGGAGAUACAGAGAAUUACAGGAACAUAGAUAACUACAGGAACACAGAGAACUACAGGAACAUAGAGAACUACAGGAGACAUAGAGAACUACAGGAGACACAGAGAACUACAGGAGACACAGAGAACUACAGGAGACACAGAGAACUACAGGAACAUAGAGAAC
This is a messenger RNA of Notothenia coriiceps (black rockcod), 1032 nucleotides long. RefSeq names its product eukaryotic translation initiation factor 5B-like. Gene Ontology annotation, cellular component: mitochondrion; cytoplasm. Lineage: Eukaryota; Metazoa; Chordata; Actinopteri; Perciformes; Nototheniidae. The record is from RefSeq and is a predicted model, not a curated record. Gene Ontology annotation, biological process: translational initiation. Gene Ontology annotation, molecular function: translation initiation factor activity. The transcript has 3 exons. The annotation marks the transcript as partial.